Molecule: messenger RNA, 651 nt
Organism: Tachyglossus aculeatus (Australian echidna)
Lineage: Eukaryota; Metazoa; Chordata; Mammalia; Monotremata; Tachyglossidae
Product: natural killer cells antigen CD94-like
Exons: 6
Coding region: 1-651 (216 amino acids)
Source: RefSeq, a predicted model, not a curated record
AUGGCUUCAGAUGACUUCCCUAAGAGUCCCAUUCAAAGAAUGAACAGCUCUGAAAGCCUCACAAGUGAAAAGAGCAGAGUGACAAUGGAAAAUAGGAUUUAUUCUGGAUUUAAGCCACAAUCCUGUGGAAAAAAUAGUCAAGAUGACCAGACACAAGGUUCCCAAGGUUCUUCUGAAUGCCAUCAAAUUCAGGAAAAUCUGACGGCCAUCAUUAAAGAGAGAGACAGUCUCAGAGCCCAGUUAGAGGUGCAAAAAAAUCGCUGCCUUCUAGAGAAAGACAAAUGGAGAUGCUGUAGAAGUACUUGUUACCAUUUUUCUAAAGUAAAGAAAUCCUGGGAAGAAAGUAAAAACAGCUGUAUUUCUUUAGGUGCCAAGCUCCUCAAGCUGGAAAGCAGGGAUGAACAGGAUUUCAUUCGAACACAGCUCUCUUCUGAUUACUGGAUUGCACUACUACUUAAAGUGGAGGGCAGCAGGGACUGGAAGUGGUUGGAUGGCUCACCUCCUGGUGGUUUUCUGAAUAUUUCAGUGCCCUUUAAAAACACAACCCAGAGUUGUGGUGUCAUGGAAAAUACAGCACACAUAGUUGCUAGUAACUGCUGCACUGAACAUUUAUAUAUUUGUAAGAAAACCAUCAAAGUUACUAUUGAAUAA